AUGAAUUACUUCAACACAUCAUUGUUCGUAACCUGUGGGUUACUGUUAUCUGUGCAAUGUUUUCUUAUGAAUACAAACAAGCCACCAUCAAGCAUAGUCAGUCUCGGAAAUGAUUCCAUUGCUUACUUUGACCAGCGUAUGAACCACUUGCAGACACAAAUUCAGUUGCAGAACAACACUUUGAAGACUCAAGCAAUAAUGAUUGAACAGCUGCUCAACAUUUCAAAACAGACGCCUUCGACACAAACUCUAAGCAAUGAACUUUCUGUUCUACAAGUGUAUGUACAGCGCAUUAUGGGUGAAUAUCACAGAUUAUCAAAUAUAUCCGACGCAACAGAUCUUGCUUUGAAAAUCAACAAUAUGGCAAACUCUAUCAAAUUCCUUUCCGUAAGCUUGAAUAGACAGGAGCAAAAAGACACUGACAUAAGUCAAGAGCUAGCCUCGCUAAAGGCUACAAUACUAUCUGAGAUGCACCAAGCUACAAGUCGGAUCACAUCGCUGGAAUACUCACUGUCUUCUGUGAAUCAGUCCGUAGCUUCUCUCUCAGCUCUUGAGCGUCAGAAUGAAAACCAACUUACAUCUAUUUCGAAUGACUUACAAACAACAAAGAGCAGACUGAGUUCUUUGCAAGGAACAAUGGCGCAUGUUUCAAGCCAAAUUUCAACUUUAACCAAUCAGUAUUCCGAUAUUGCAUCGAAAGUGUCAACUCUUUCAAGUGACUUACACAGUACUAGAAGUACUCUUAGUACAUUGCAAACAACUGUGUCUCAUAAUCAACAAUAUUCAUCAAGCCACAUAUCAUCUCUAACAAAUCAAUAUUCUGCUUUAUCAACAAGCCUGCAAAAGAUACAGGAUAGAACUACUACACUGGAACAUAAUUUGGAGCAGGUAUUGAUACGUGGUGUUAGACUUUCUGGAGGGAGUAUAAGCGGCGAAGGAAGGCUUGAAGUUAAUUAUAUGGGCAAAUGGGGAACUGUAUGUGACGAUGCCUUCACUGACAAGAGUGCUCAAGUUGUAUGCCACCAACUAGGAUAUAAUACACACCACUCAACAUACAAGGAAUCGGCAGCGUAUGGACAAGGGUCUGGUAGCAUCGUUCUUGAUGACGUGUCUUGUGAGGGUGACGAACGCUCAGUUGCACUUUGCAGGCAUUAUGGAUUCGAACAAAAUAAUUGCCAACACAGCGAAGAUGUAGGAGUCGUUUGCUUCGACAUACGCCUGGUUGGAGGGUCAACAUCUCGAGAGGGAAGAGUAGAAGUUAAAGUAGGAGGCACCUGGGGAACUGUGUGUGACAAUUAUUGGGAUGACAACGACGCCCGUGUGGUCUGUAGAAUGCUGGGAUACAGCGGCACUGCAACAGCAUAUUCCAGUGCACAUUUUGGUCAAGGCAGCGGAAGAAUAUUAAUGGAUAACGUUAAAUGUACUGGAACUGAGAAGUCGCUUGCACUAUGUCCGUUCAGUGGAUUUGGACAUGAAAACUGUGGACACAAUGAAGAUGCUAGUGUAAUUUGUCAUUAG
Messenger RNA from Saccostrea echinata, 1518 nucleotides. Its product is annotated as deleted in malignant brain tumors 1 protein-like. NCBI's taxonomy places the organism in Eukaryota, Metazoa, Mollusca, Bivalvia, Ostreida, Ostreidae. The coding region runs from base 1 to 1518 and encodes 505 amino acids. Gene Ontology annotation, cellular component: membrane. The record is from RefSeq and is a predicted model, not a curated record. The transcript is spliced from 5 exons.